Trichoderma harzianum CBS 226.95 is the source of this 1068-nucleotide messenger RNA. RefSeq lists its product as hypothetical. The transcript has 2 exons. The record is from RefSeq and is a predicted model, not a curated record. The coding region runs from base 191 to 928 and encodes 245 amino acids. NCBI's taxonomy places the organism in Eukaryota, Fungi, Ascomycota, Sordariomycetes, Hypocreales, Hypocreaceae.
GAUCUUUCGUGCCUUAUAUACUUGAAGCCGUUCCCGAAUUCUCUCAUUGUUUCCUUCCUCCUUUUCUUCUUCUUUAUACAUUAUACAUUUGCCUAGUAAACGCUUCAUUGUACUCUAUUUCUCUUCUUCCUUUUUCUUCUGCUUCUCUCUUCUCCUCUCUUGGAUAUAAUACCCAGACCAUUUGAUCAAGAUGCCUGAAAUCAAAGCCAUCCUCUUCGACUGCGACAACACCCUCGUCCUCUCCGAGGAGCUCGCCUUCGAAGCCUGCGCAGACCUCAUCAACCAAAUCUGCGCCGAGCGCAACGUCCACGUGAAAUUCACCGGCGAGACCCUCAUCCAGGAAUUCGUCGGCCAAAACUUCCGCGGCAUGCUCACGACGCUGCAGAAGACGCACGGCAUCGACAUCGCGCCCGACGACCUCGAAAAGUACGUGCUGGCCGAGGAGGACGCCGUCAUCGCCAAGCUCAAGGCGGCGCUGAGGCCCUGCGUCGGCGUCGACGAGCAGCUCGAGACGCUGGAGCAGAGCGGCAAGUACCAGCUGGCCGUGGUGUCGUCGUCGGCGCUCAGGAGGGUGCGCGCGAGCAUUGAAAAGGUUGGGCAGGACAAGUACUUUCCUGGGGACGUGGUGUUUUCGGCGGCGACGUCGUUGGAGAAGCCGACGAGCAAGCCUGAUCCUGCUGUUUACUUGCAUGCGCUCAAGGUGUUGGGCAAGGCUGCUGUUGAGAGCGUUGCGGUGGAGGACAGCAAGAGUGGUACCCUGAGUGCUACGAGAGCGGGCAUCAGGACUAUUGGGUAUGUUGGCCCGUAUGCCGAUGACAAGAAGGAGGAGAUGGAGGGCGUGUUGCGAAAUGCGGGCGCCGUGGUGAUUAUGCGCGAUUGGAGCGAGUUCCCGGCUGCUUUGGCCAAGAUUGAGAAGGGCGAGGUUUGAAACUGGCUUUGUUCUUUUCUUUUUGUUUAUUCUUGCAUUAUGGGGUUUUGCCUUUUUGAGAAGGCGUGGAAUUUGGGUUCUUUUGCUUGUUGGCUUGGUUCAUACAGGAGACUAAGACAGAGACACCAACGUGGCAGGCU